UAGUAGUUUGCCAAAUGCAUGGCUGAUGCGUUCAAGCGUGUAUCCUUUAUUCAAAAACGCAAAGGCCUUUCGCGGAAAUAUCGCUUCAGCGAGUGACACCUGAAAUGAUACAUCACAAGAGAUGACCUUUCGUUUACAGCGAUUUCGGUUUCAAACUUGGGAGUUGCUGCUGUGUUGCCUUCUUUUUAAAGGCACUCUGGCACUCUCAGGCAACUUUUGGCACAUCACCGACCUGCACUGGGACCCGUCCUACGCCCUGGGAGAUGACCCUAAGAAGGUGUGCGCGUCGAGCGGUGUCCGACCCGCCGCCCAGGCGGGUGCGUUCGGUGACUACGCGUGCGACUCGCCAUGGAAACUCAUCAACUCCUCCGUUUAUGCAAUGAAGAAGUUUCUACCAGACCCGGAUUUCAUUGUGUGGACUGGAGACGACACGCCGCAUGUUCCUGACCGGGAUCUGAGCCAAGAGGCGGUGCUGAGCAUCAUCAGCAACCUCACGGACGCCAUAAAGCAGGUCUUUCCAAACACCAAAGUGUACUCGGCCCUGGGUAACCACGACUACCACCCCAAGAGCCAGCUUCCUGGAGGCCCCAGCGUCAUGUACAACCAAACAGCUCUAAUAUGGCAGCACUGGCUGGAGCCCGAGUCCCGUGAAACGUUCCAGAAAGGUGGCUAUUACACGGAGAAGCUGCUGAAUAAGACAGGCUUCCGCAUCUUGGUACUCAACACAAAUCUCUACUAUGACCGCAACUUGCUGACCAAGGACGCAGAAGACCCCGCGGGACAGUUUAGCUGGGCGGACCGGGUCCUGGCAGAGGCGGCCGGCCACAAAGAGAAGGUGUACGUCAUAGGUCACGUGCCACCGGGCGUGUUUGAGAAGAGAAGAAACAAGCCCUGGUACCGGCCGGACUUCAACAGGCGAUACGUGGACUUGAUUGUCAAGCACCACUCUGUCAUCGCGGGACAGUUCUUUGGACAUCAUCACACAGACACCUUCCGCAUGUUCUACGACUCGGAGGGUUCUCCUAUCAGCACCAUGUUCCUCAGCCCGGGGGUGACACCGUGGGAGACGACGCUCCCCGGAGUGAAGAACGGCGCCAACAAUCCUGGCAUUCGGAUCUUCGAAUACGACAGCCAAACCCUCCUGGUCAAAGACGUGGUGACCUACUACCUGAACCUGACCCACGCCAACGCCGGCUGGGAUCGCUGGGAGAAGGAAUACCGCCUCACCGAGAGCUUCCACGUGCCCGACGCCUCCCCCGCCUCCAUGCAGCGGCUCCUGGAGGGGAUCUCUACGGACCGCUGCCGCCUGCAGAAGUACUACCAAUUCAACUCGGUGAGCUACGACCUCGGCGAGUGCGACGCCGCCUGCCGCGUGGACCACGUGUGCUCGCUGCGAGAGGUCGACUACGACAGGUACGAGCGCUGCCUGGUGACGGAGGCGGCGUCUUCCGGCGGCGGCGGCUCGCUACCCGUCCUCUCUGUGGCUGCAAGCAUCCUGUUUGUUUUGAAUCAGCAGUAACAAUAACAUUUCAGACGGGUGACACGUGAAGAGGAAUGCAUGUUUGUUCGCUAACAACAGUUUUCAACCGAUGUUGCUUUUAGGACCAGUUUUUGUAUGUCAAUGCAAGAACCCUAUUGGUUUUGGAGGAUGUUAGUUACAAAAUGCUGGCGCUCGACUAAGUCCUUGUUCCAUGUGUGGGCUCUGAGUCAUUCUCUACCAAAAAUCUUCUAUCAGCACCAAUGUGCCGUAUCAAAAGCAAGAACUGUAUUGAUCUUGAAUAACAUCCAAUACAUUUUAUUUUUAUCACUUUUUUAGUUGCAUUUUUCAAUUGAUCUGGUAAACUUUUAAGGAUAAUUGCUCUUUAAUGUAGCAAACACCCUACUGAAUUGGAACAAUAUCAAGCACCACCCACUCAGUAUUCCACAAACACAUUCAAGGAAAAUUUGCUGAGGCCGAAUCAACACGUUUUGUUAGCUUCUGAUCACGACUCUCACCGAUGUGAGUGAGUGUGUGUGUAUAAAAGUAGGUAUAUAUACAUACAUGUAUAUUGAUAUACAUACAUGUGUGUGUGUGUGUAUAUAUAUAUAUAUUAGGGCUGCAACUAACGAUUAAUUUGAUAAUCGAUUAAUCUGUCGAUUAUUACUUUGAUUAAUCGAUUAAUAAUCGGAUAAAAGAGACAAACUACAUUUCUAUCCUAUCCAGUAUUUUAUUGAAAAAAAAACAGCAUACUGGCACCAUACUUAUUUUGAAUAUUGUUUCUCAGCUGUUUGUAAAUGUUGCAGUUUAUAAAUAAAGGUUAAGUAAAAAAAAAAUAAAAA
Messenger RNA from Entelurus aequoreus (snake pipefish), 2319 nucleotides. RefSeq names its product sphingomyelin phosphodiesterase acid like 3B (gene smpdl3b). NCBI's taxonomy places the organism in Eukaryota, Metazoa, Chordata, Actinopteri, Syngnathiformes, Syngnathidae. The coding region runs from base 122 to 1519 and encodes 465 amino acids. Gene Ontology annotation, biological process: sphingomyelin catabolic process. The record is from RefSeq and is a predicted model, not a curated record. The transcript is spliced from 9 exons. Gene Ontology annotation, molecular function: sphingomyelin phosphodiesterase activity.